Molecule: messenger RNA, 5818 nt
Organism: Myxocyprinus asiaticus (Chinese sucker)
Lineage: Eukaryota; Metazoa; Chordata; Actinopteri; Cypriniformes; Catostomidae
Product: protein CBFA2T1-like
Exons: 11
Coding region: 398-2167 (589 amino acids)
Biological process (GO): negative regulation of DNA-templated transcription; DNA-templated transcription
Cellular component (GO): nucleus
Molecular function (GO): transcription corepressor activity
Source: RefSeq, a predicted model, not a curated record
AGUAGCAGACGGACGUUAGAGGCUCUUGGAAGGAAACAGUUUUAUUACUAAUUCUAGUUUCACUAAACGUUUCUAACUGUCGCAACACACCUGGAUCGAGCAUUUCAGUGUCUUUCGUAUUCAUUUACUUUGACAUUUAAAGGAAACACCGCGCUAAAUGAGUUGAGCGCGAGACGCGCACAGCAUCCUCUUGUCAGGUUGAGCUUCAUCCGAGCCUAAAGCUGUCUGCCCUUCAGCAGACUGGAGCCUUUUUAGAGCUGUGCACUGGAGAUUGAUGGACACAUUUUAAUUCUUCUUCUUGGAAGUACACGUAUAGGACUGAGAAACAGCACUAAUAUAUCGAUUCGACCGGAGUCGAGGACAGGAAAUUAUUUUUUCUCACACAACGCCGUUACGCAUGGUGGGAAUUUCUACCUCUUUUCAGUAUCGCACUGAGAAGCGCUCCACCAUGCCCGACUCACCUGCUGAUGUGAAAACACAGUCCAGGUUAACUCCACCCACCAUGCCUCCUCCCCCCACCACACAGGGAGCUCCCCGGACCAGCUCCUUCACCCCCACCGCAUUAACGAACGGCACCAGUCACUCUCCCACCGCACUAAACGGAGCUCCAUCUCCACCCAAUGGCUUCAGCAAUGGACCUUCAUCUUCCUCUUCUUCCUCACUGGCCAAUCAGCAGCUCCCACCGGCAUGUGGCGCAAGGCAGCUCAGCAAGCUUAAACGCUUCCUCACGACGUUACAGCAGUUCGGCAAUGACAUCUCACCUGAGAUAGGAGAACGAGUGCGCACGCUGGUGUUGGGGCUUGUGAACUCCACUUUAACCAUUGAGGAAUUCCACUCCAAACUGCAAGAAGCGACCAACUUCCCGCUCCGACCUUUUGUCAUCCCGUUUCUGAAGGCCAACCUGCCACUACUGCAGAGGGAGCUGGUGCACUGUGCACGGCUGGCCAAGCAGAACCCGGCACAGUAUCUUGCCCAACAUGAGCAGCUCCUGCUAGACACCAGCACCACCUCACCCGUCGACUCAUCCGAACUCUUAAUGGACGUCAAUGAGAAUGGCAAGAGGAGGACGCCGGACAGAACCAAAGAGAACGGCUUUGAGCGGGAGCCACUCCACCCCGAGCAUCCCAGUAAAAGGCCGUGCACUAUCAGCCCAGGCCAGCGCUUCAGCCCCUCCAAUGGGCUCUCCUACCAGCCCAACGGCCUACCGCACCCUACUCAGCCCCCUCCACAGCACUACCGCCUGGAUGAUAUGGCCAUUGCGCACCACUACAGAGACUCAUACCGCAACCCCAAUCACCGUGAGCUCCGCGACCGCCCUCGGCCUCUGGGGAUGCACGGCAGCACACGCCAGGAGGAGGUCAUAGAUCACAGACUCACAGACAGAGAAUGGGCAGAAGAGUGGAAGCACCUUGACCAUGUAAGAAAACUGCUGAACUGCAUCAUGGACAUGGUGGAGAAGACACGUCGCUCCCUGACGGUGUUGCGGAGGUGCCAGGAGGCUGACCGGGAGGAGCUCAACUACUGGAUCCGUCGUUACAGUGAUGCAGAGGACCUUAAGAAGACCAGCAGCUCUAGCAGCAGUCAGUCCAGACAGCAGAGCCCCGCCGGCCCGGACAACAAUGCUUUAGACAUCCAUAGAGAGCUCCUUCACAGGCCAGCGUCUGGAUACGUACCAGAAGAGAUCUGGAAGAAAGCUGAAGAGGCUGUUAAUGAAGUGAAGAGGCAGGCCAUGUCCGAGCUGCAGAAAGCCGUGUCAGAGGCCGAGCGCAAAGCUCAUGAGAUGAUCAGCACUGAGCGAGCCAAGAUGGAACGCACGGUGGCCGAGGCCAAGAGGCAAGCAGCGGAAGAUGCGCUAUCAGUCAUCAACCAGCAGGAGGACUCUAGUGAGAGUUGCUGGAAUUGCGGGCGCAAGGCGAGCGAGACCUGCAGCGGGUGCAACACAGCACGUUACUGUGGUUCCUUCUGCCAGCACAAGGACUGGGAAAAGCACCACCACGUAUGUGGCCAGACUCUUCAGUCGCAGCAGCAGGGUGAGACCCCUGCCACUGUCAGCUCCUCAGCGACCCCCAGCAGUGGCGCCGGCAGCCCUGCGGAUACGCCCUCCACCGCCACUCCCCGCUCGGCCACGCCCGGCACGCCCUCUGCCAUAGAGACCACACCACGCUAGAACAGAUGCUUAAGCCUACCACAGACUGACUCACCUGCCUCACUCGCUCAAAGAUAUUGAUGCUGGCGUGCUAACAAAGAAAGAAGUAUUUAGAGCGAUCACCCACAGGAGGUCCAUAUCAGGUCAUAUUGACUUGCCAUGAUAGAGAACGCAAAUAUAUUCUUUGUUUUUAAUUGCUUAUUGUUCUUUAUUGUUACUACAGCUAUUAUCGAUUACUGUUGGUUAUGUUGUUUAUUGUUGUGGCUCUCGUAGAUUCUUGUAAAUACGAUGAAAAAAGAAAUGGAGUAGACAGCUGUGACCUCUCGAUGAGUAUUGUUAUGUUCUCUAAGCUCUUUAUACGUUGCUAUUGACCUCAUUAAAAGACACUUUAUCAAACAACAAAACCAAGGAAAUACUUCAUACAAACAGAUGUAAGCAAAGACACAAAAUAUGAUUCCUUGUAAAGAAGACAAAAAAAAAAAGGUUGUUGCAAAAAAAAAAAAAACAUGCCAUUAAGGGCAUCUGUGUUGGACAUAGUGGAGUAGACAAUGGAUGAACUCUGCAGACCUUCAACACAGCAUGCAGAUGUGCAGCAGAUUGUAAAGAAAUACAGAUGCUUAUCCCUCUUGCUUUAUUUUUAUUUAUUUUUAUCAUACUUCUGCAACAUAAUAUCCAGGUCAGUGGUCUGAGAAAUACAAAGCUGUUUCACUGAGGAAUAUAUUGGGCAAGGAGGAAUGUGAGCCUGCCUUUGUUGGACAUUGAGUACCACACAGCAUAAUGAAGGAUGCGCUCUGAGCCCUGAUCCCUAAUGCACUCCAUCAGCGCCCAAAAAGGAAGUGAAGUCAUCAGCCCGCCAGAGCAGGACUGUCAGAGCCUCACUAUGACAGACGCUGGAAAAAAAAAGAUCCAUAAAUCAAAGGCGAGUUCCUGGCCAUUGGAGCCAGUCUAGACCCCUCUCCUAUCCUGCCUAUCUCUAACCCUACCAUCAGUUCUUACUUGAUCUCAUAGUGUUAAACACUCGUGUCCUGUGCCGUCACCAAUGGUUAUUUAUUGUAAAUGUGCUGGACAAUUGUAACAAUGCAUAAUAGUUUAAACCACAGUGACAACUUUCUAAACUCUCUAGGUGCAACAACAUAUUUUCUCUUGUUUUCUCACUUUCUCUCAAACGCUCUCGCAAGCUGCUUUUCUAUACGUAUGUGUUUGUGGUAGUCCCCUUGUAGUUUUCGAAAAAGAAGGCAAAUGCUUUUUUUCCCCGUUGUCCUCAAAAGAAUACAAACACUAUCUCUCAGAGCUGCUACUUCAUUCUCAUUCAGAUCUUUUUCUGAGAUCUAGCAUGUUACAUGGAAUGCUAACAUAAAUGUGUUUGUACAUGGGACGUACAUAAAUGUAUUUGCACUGUCACGGUUUCUCACGGCAUGCUUUUUUUGGCAGUUUAUCCCGUAGGGAGCCUCACUUCAUGGGUUAUCUUUGGAGUGCUUCAUUACAUGUCUGUGAUUUUCAUUUCUUGUAAAAAAGAAAUUGGAGAAAAAAAAAGGAAAAAGAAAAAAAGAAGAAAAUGAAAAAAAAAAUACAAAACAGAGGUAUCACUGUCUGUUUUUGUUUACAUUUUUUUCUAAAGAUAAUGGCAAAAAGUCAUAACUUUUGCUUUGAAUAGUUAAGGAUAGUGCAUGCACAUGCAUACUGAACGCUAUGGUAUAUGUUGUAUUUGUUUUAUACAGAAAAUUAGAAAAAUUUACAAAAAAGACUAAGAAACUAACUUUCCAAAUGCAGAGGUUACAAACAGACAGCUUUAACACUGCAGAGCACCAGGAUACACAGUAUUACAAAUGAAUUAACAUGGAAGACAGCCAAAGACAGACACGAAGGACCAAAACCUGACAAAAGAUAUUCACUCAAACGCAUUCUUGUUUUAUUUAAGUGUUUAUCAGGGGAAGCCACAUUGAGCAAUGUUUCCAUUUGAAAACCUUUAAUUCUCCCCUGUCCAGAGCCAAGACCAGCCCUUUUCAGCUCAUAGGGAGGAGAAGCCACUUAAAAACCAUGUAGCAGUUCUUGUUGAAAGACGGUUCACGUAUGAAUGAUGUGGUCUUGAAUGAUUGAGCAAUAAUCGAAGGUGGAUCUGAUAUCUCGAUCCUUCAGGGCAAGGUUUUCUGUGAAGUAUAUUUUACGACAAUUUCAUCUUUGUUGUUUUUCUUUACGUAUCAUUCUUCGAAAGAGUGUCACCCCAAAAUGCUGUACUCGGAAUAGCCCAACCGAAGCUGUUCGUGUUCAUAAACAACGCAUAACCAAACCUUCAGCUCAUGAUAUAAAGCCAUGUAAGAUAGAAACAAAUGUGUUGUUUCUAAAACUAAAGUUAACAAACUAAACAAAACAACCUUGUUAAUGGUUAAGAAAAAUAGGGGACUAAAUGAGCACUCAGCUGUAUACUUAUGGCUCGCAAUCCCCAAACCAUGGUGCUAAAUGCUGCACAUUUGACCUCUUAGGAUGCUAUGGUUAAAUAAUCCAAAAACAAAGGUGUAAGACACCUGUCCACAACUCCACAGAACCUGCCAGCUAAGCUGUCUUGAAACACUAGUGUACUAUUUUUGAAAAAUGUAUACAGUUAGUGUAGUGAGUUUGAUCAGGGCAACCUGAAUAAAAUAAGCACGGGCAAAGCAUUAAGAAACUCAAUAAAGGCUCUUUCUCCUCUUUCCCCACUACUAGUACGUCUGUUUUGCUACAGUCUUUUUCCUCGGUGGCAAAAAGUCUCACUCUACCUCUGACAGCAUGUUAGGAGCACCAGUCGCUGAGCGGACACUGGUCUAGUCAAACCAAAUGGGCACAAAAGAACAGGACUUUAACCCAAAGGUAAAAGCUCAUACAGCUGCAAACCAUAUCACUACUUGGUAACAAUGCAGACCUCAUGAGAAAAGAAAAAAAAAACUGAAUUAAUAUAAUACGUAAGAUAAAAAACAGGAAAAAAAACUUUUUUACGUUCCUUUAAGUUUGUCACUCGUACAAGAUCACUUUGAGUGUCACAACUCAAAGUAAAAAAUAAAUAAUAUGAUGAUUUUAGAGAGUUGACUCCAUUUGACACUAUAAUUUAAUAAAUUGUCAAAGAUGAUAUAUUCCUAUUGCCCUCUUCUUCUCCUGUUUUUGUCCUCUGUUGUGAGACCUGCUUGGCUGUUUAAUGUCAUUUAGGUUCAUGUUUAUGGGGGAUUCAUGCAGAACAUGAGCAAAAAGGAACAGCUGGUGAAUUUGCGCAUGCCUCUUGUUCUUGCGUUUCCCGUUUGUAAAGUGAAUAAAAUUGUGGGAUUAUAAAGGGACAGUGGAAACACAAAGUGAAAUUAAUUGUGUGGGUUGGGUUUAGGGAAGGGCGGUCAUAGGGUUCUUUGAAAUUUUUAUUGUGAAAAUAAAACUCAUGAAAGUCGUUGUGCAAUACUAAACUGAAACAUGAACCACAGACUAAAGGUGUGGACUGGGAGGGUGUGGUCUUUAUCACACUUUUUCAGUAUUCUCUAGGGUUUUUUGAGUCUACGAUGUCAGAACUGUGGUUUCUUGUUUAAUUUGUUUUCUUUAUUUUAUUCUCUCAUUUUCGGGGGCUGUAGUACAUGAUCUGUCAGUCUGUGAAUCUUUGCAGUAUGAUUCUUGUAUUGUUGUUCUCUUUACUGUGUAAUAAAUAUGUUCAUACCUGCA